UCUGCUCCCUGAUUCCCACCCUCAAUAAUUCCUUCACUCUCUCUCUCGCUCUUUUUACACUAGUGUAUUUCAAUGGCUGCAAAGGAAAUGAACACUAGCAGUUUCGAAGUAAAGUCUUUAGGAUUUUCAUACCCAACUCGAGUACCACACAGAAGUUUCUUCAUGACUCAAGUCAUCUUCAGGGUUUUAGCCGUUGCUUUUACAGUGGCUUCCAUCUCUGUGAUGGUUACUAGCGACCAGAAUGUCUUAGUUUUUGGGGUCAGGACUAGGGCUCGUUACAGCUACUCUUCUGCUUUCAAGUUCUUGGUUGGUGCAGAUGCAGUAGUGUCUGGCUUCUCUGUGCUUUCACUGAUCUUUGUUUGCCUUGGGAGUCGCCCGACAGCACAGUUUAUGAACUGUUUUUACCUUUUCUUGCAUGAUAUGGCGAUGAUGGUGCUGUUGAUAUCCGGAUGCUCAGCAGCAACAGCUAUAGGUUAUGUGGGUAGACAUGGAGCAAAACAGAUGACAUGGGUUCCUGUUUGUGAUUAUGUGGGCAAAUUUUGCAACCGAGUCAUGGCUUCUCUUGCUUUGUCCUACCUAGCUUUCUUAUGCUACCUUGCACUUGUUAAUUUUUCUGCCUACAAACUUAUGAUUCGACCCACUGACUGAGCUAUCAUUCAUGACUUUCCAUGUAUAUUUUGCAAGAAGAUAAGGUCUUUUAUGUAGUAUUAUUUGAAUAUCCGAUUGUAUAUAUUUAAUUAUGCAGCUUUGUUUUAAAGUUUAGGAAAUUAAGUUUAUUGAUAAUUUG
Manihot esculenta (cassava) is the source of this 787-nucleotide messenger RNA. RefSeq names its product CASP-like protein 1F2. Bases 73 to 648 code for a protein of 191 amino acids. The record is from RefSeq and is a predicted model, not a curated record. The transcript is spliced from 3 exons. Lineage: Eukaryota; Viridiplantae; Streptophyta; Magnoliopsida; Malpighiales; Euphorbiaceae.